AGGAACGGAGGGAGUGGGAGGAGGAGUGAAAGGGAGGGAGUGCAUCUACAGGGUGUGAUUGCCGGCAGCCCGAGGAGGAGGGGGGCUACAUCCAGACUGGAUGGGCCCAGCGAUGCCUUGAUGGAGUAUGGGCCAGGUUUUAGGAUUCUCCCACUGCCAGGAAUAUGGCUCUGUGGCGUCCACUCCAGACUCAACGCCCCCGUGCACCGAUGGUGGGAACGAGGAGUCGGAGAUUUAUGAGCUGCAAACAGCCAGGGAGUGGUCUGAGGAUGAGGAGGGUGAAGACGGAGAUCCAGAUGAUGAUGAGGGACUGUUGUCAUCCCCGUCCAUCUGGGGCACGCCGCGUCAGAACUCCGCCGAGCUGACUUUCUCUUACUUUGCCAUCGCUGAGGCCGAGGCGGUGGGAGCCUCACGACAUCUCCGUGACCGGCGCAGGGCUGGCUCUCGGGGAAGUCGCACUCCUCUGAUCCGCACGGACACCUUGGAAACCCUGUUGGACUCCCCUGAUGUCGACUGGGACCCUCAACCCUUCCUCAGUCGAGAGGACGAUGAAGCAUCCGACACGAGGGAGGAGGAGAUGGUGGAGGCGAGGACAGCGUCUUUAGUCGGAAGGAGGGAAACAGAGCAGGACAGUCAAACUGAGACUAUUUCAAUUCAGCCCUCUCCCCAAAAUGUGGAUCCAGAAACUCAGGGGAGAGACGCAGGAAUCCAAAGAGAGGAGACUGAAGGCAGGAUGACCCAGAUUGUCCAGCCUCAUUCUCCGUCCCAUUCUUCUCAGCAGCAGAGACCCGCACAGCUACUUGAGGCAGCGGCAGCCUCACCGACCCCCGAGCUGGAGUCUCCCGUCAUUAGAGAAACCAUCUCAGUCAAGCUGCUCACAUCUGUCCGACCGCGGGGCCCAGCGUCUUUGUCACCUGCCACCAUUGGUCUAAACUCUCAGGAACAGCUGGUCAGCGAUCACUGGUUUUCAGCACUUGACCUAUCAGAGGACCCCACAGUAUGCACCCACAUAGCAGUGAUGGACCUGAUCUACUGGAAGGACACAGAGCGAACAGGCAUGGUGCUAACGGGGCUGGUGGUGGGCCUGCUGUCCCUGUUCCAGCUCAGCAUCAUCACCGUCGUCUCCACAGUCUCCCUGGCUGUCAUGUGUUUCACCAUCUCAGUGCGCAUCUACUACCAACUCCUCUACAUCCUCAACUGGGGCGAUGGAAAGCACCCCUUCAAGUCAUAUUUGGACCUGGACAUCAGUUUCAGUGGAGAACAGGCUGAACUCUAUAUGCAGAAAGCCAUCGUCAUGGGUCUGUCCGCUGUCGACACGCUGAAGAGACUCUUUUUUGUAGGAAACGUGUUUGACUCCCUCAAGCUCCUGGUCCUAAUGUACCUUGUGACGUACCUGGGGGACCUGUGCAAUGGCCUUACUCUGUUCAUCAUCAGUGUGAUCGCUGUCUUUUCUCUGCCACUUUUCUACAGACAUCGCCAGGCGCAAGUGGACGGGUUCUUUGCAAAAAUCCAGGCCAACAUUGACAACAUUAAGGACAUCUUUAAAAGACUUGCCCAGGGCGGCGGCCCUCCCCCUGACCCAACUCCUGGUGGCGCCAAACCCAAUAUCCAGUAAACACAGACGAACACGAACUUACAGACAAGCUCCCAGAGUUACAGACUGUCACUCAGAUGUCUUACCCAGCAGUCUGUGCUCAGAGCUUCAGAGACUGGGGAAGGGAAGGGGUGUUACUUAAACAGACGACGAUGAGCAUGGUACUUUAUACUCUAACUGUAUCUUAGUUAUGGGGUUAGAGGUUGGGGGUUGGGUUUAAAUUAAUCAAGGUGAAAUCAAGGUGUACAAGUCCUGGAUGAGACUUUCGCUGCUGACGUCAGAGAUGGAAAUACAGCUUGUCCUGUGUGAAGACCCGUGGAAAUACUCAUUGUUUUUAAAAUGUAAAAAUGACUAAGAAGUGUCUUGGAUUGAGCUUUAGUCCAAAUGAGGUACUAAGACCAGAGAUGGAAAGUUCCCACACUGACGUCAGUUUUUAAGGUGAUUUAAACGACAGGACAAAAAAAAAAAACACAUCUCAUUAUUCAUGGCAGCAUAAAACUGGCAAAUAAGAAAGCAUGUGUCAGCACAUGUACUUUUUCCGAAUGCAAAUCCAUUCUCAUGAAAGUGUAUCUGUGUGUAUGCAAGUACAGUAUGAGUGUGUUUGUGUGCGUGUAAUUCCUGACAUACCGCUUGCUGAAGUAUUACCUACAAGCAAUUAAAGUUGCAUUUCUUCUUUA
Messenger RNA from Scophthalmus maximus (turbot), 2271 nucleotides. RefSeq names its product reticulon 2a (gene rtn2a). The coding region runs from base 128 to 1615 and encodes 495 amino acids. The record is from RefSeq and is a predicted model, not a curated record. The transcript has 10 exons. NCBI's taxonomy places the organism in Eukaryota, Metazoa, Chordata, Actinopteri, Pleuronectiformes, Scophthalmidae.